Pogonomyrmex barbatus (red harvester ant) is the source of this 2108-nucleotide messenger RNA. RefSeq lists its product as uncharacterized. The record is from RefSeq and is a predicted model, not a curated record. Lineage: Eukaryota; Metazoa; Arthropoda; Insecta; Hymenoptera; Formicidae. Gene Ontology annotation, cellular component: mitochondrion. Gene Ontology annotation, molecular function: single-stranded DNA exodeoxyribonuclease activity. Gene Ontology annotation, biological process: mitochondrial DNA replication.
GUUGGUAACAAAACAAGAAAAUAUAGAAAAUUCACACUAGAUGGCAAUAGGAAUCUGUUAUCGACGGAAGGGGGGAUAUCACGUGUACAUAACCUCUUUCAUUGGUUUUUAUUACAAUCGUGAAGAUUGGCUGUGAAUGCAUUAUUUUGUAUAAUUAAUAAAUUAAACUGAAUUAAUUUUAACAGCUUUCCUUAUAUAUUAUUGCGUUUAUAGCUAUUUAAUUUUCUUAUAGAUAAAUCAUGUUAUAGUGCAUAAUAUUAACAAAGGAUAAAAGACAAUACAAGCUUUUUGCCGAUCACUGAAAUUAAGUAUAUGUAAAGUACAGACUAUAACCUGCAAAACUACAAUUAUGUUGAUUACUUCCAAAUAUGUUCUAUAUAUAUCUUUUAAUGUACAAAGUAUGCGCCAACCAUUUUUUAAAAGGCAUAUCUCAAGAGCUGAUAGAAUCAAAAAGUUAAUGAGAGAUUCUAAAUCACUAUUUGGUCCAUUAAUCGAAACAAAAAAGCAAAGAAAAAAGAAACAAAAGUUAGAAGAAAAAAAGAAGAUAGUCCAUCAAGAAUCAAGUAUGAAAGAUACAGAAGAUGCAGAAUUGUUAUGGGUUAAAAAAUACUCUAACAACAAACUCCAAAGACUAAUUGUGACUACAAAGUUGCAAAAUAAACAAGUAAAUGAUAAAGAUCAGAAGUCUCUAAAGAGAUUUAGUAAGACGGAAAUUAAAAAUUCAACUCGACAAGAUACAAAAAAUCUUAUUUAUUCUGAAUCGAAUCAUAAUACUGAAAAAACAGAUCUUGGAUUUAUUAAUACAACUUCUAAUUUGUCAGUAGUCACAAAAGAUAACUGCAAUCAAAAAACUGCAUCGUCACUUAAUUCAAAUAGAUCUGACGACAUAGCUAGAAAAUAUGAUAGACCUAACUGUGAGACAUUGCCAGACAUUAUUGUAAAGAAUUUGUUAUCUUUUCCAAUUAUGAGCAGCAAAAAAGAUUUUAUAGAAUCAACAAAUUCUUCUAUAGAAUCAACAAAAAUAUUAUCUAUAUCUGGGAGAGAUGAUCCAGAAACGAUAAGAUUUCCCAGUGUAACAAAUGUCCUUGCGCAAACCAUGUCAUCAGAGUCAGAGUUGGCUCUACAAGUAUGGAAGCAAAGAAUGAUAGAAAAGCUCGGGGAAAAAGGAUUCACGGCAUAUCAGAAAGUAUUAUUAGAGGAGGGAAAGUUACUGCAUUCAUGCAUAGCUGAAAGCUUGCUUGGAAAAGAAUAUGAGAUUCCUCCGAGAAUUGAAUCUGCUUUUAAGAGCGUUCAAUAUAUAUUGAAAGAUAUAUGCUAUGUGAAAGCAAUCGAAACGCAUGUGGCUCACACGAAAUUAUGUUACAAAGGUGUAGUCGACUGUAUAGCUCGUUAUAGGGACCAUAAUUAUGUAAUUGAUUGGAAAAAUUCAGACAGACAAAAAUUGAACUUGAAGUACACAUACGACGCACCUGUACAACUCGCCGCAUACAUCGGAGCUAUCAAUGCUUCGAAUCUAUAUCCCUUUGAGAUAAAACGCGGAUUACUCGUAAUUGUGUACACAAAUGGCGCACCAGCAACAGUGCACGAUGUGUCCGAUGAUACUCUGCAGCAAUACUGGACAGCGUGGCUGCGCCGUCUGCAACAGUACUAUGUUAAACAACGAGAAGCGACGACAGCGAGAGCAUUCACACACCAAUAAACCACAGAUAAUUCCCGACAGGAGUCGGCGGGACAAGUUUUUAAUUCCAUCCUUUGCGCGUCAGAAGUUGCAAUAAUCUAUAGUCUUCGGGGAGUAGUUGGGAAAGCCCUUUCUGAGUCCGGAGGAAACCAGAGGACGUAGAAUACAGCAAGAGAGGGAAACCGCGUCGAUACGCCGACUUAUUAAGCCCUGUGGUGGGCUCGGGCAUUUAUGAUUUAUGACAAACCUAUGCGCAUUUUCCAGGCUGUCGGAGUAACGGUUAUUAAGAAAAUAUGCGACUAUUAUUGAUUAUAUGAUACUGUAAUUUGUAAAAUAUAUUUACGGCAUUAAAGUACUGCAAUUUAUAAAAGCUGUAUUUUUCUAAAGAGUUCGAAGAAUCGCAGAAUCGAUGAAGAUUAAUAUUCUCCGA